Molecule: messenger RNA, 1614 nt
Organism: Saccoglossus kowalevskii
Lineage: Eukaryota; Metazoa; Hemichordata; Enteropneusta; Harrimaniidae
Product: aromatic-L-amino-acid decarboxylase
Biological process (GO): carboxylic acid metabolic process; amino acid metabolic process
Cellular component (GO): cytoplasm
Molecular function (GO): pyridoxal phosphate binding; carboxy-lyase activity
Source: RefSeq, a predicted model, not a curated record
AUGAAUGCUACUGAGUUUAAACGACACGGUAAGGAGAUGGUCGACUAUAUCAUACACUACUUACAAACCGUGGAACAUAGGCGAGUUACGCCCGACGUCAAGCCCGGAUAUAUGCGUAAACUACUACCGAGCAAAGCUCCGGAAAAACCCGAACGAUGGGAAUCUAUAUUCAGUGAUAUCGAGAGGGUCAUAAUGCCGGGGAUAACUCAUUGGCAGCACCCAAGAUUCCACGCAUAUUUCCCAGCAGGCAAUGCGUAUCCAUCUAUUUUAGGAGAUAUGUUAUCAGACGCGAUUGGCUGCAUCGGAUUCUCGUGGGCUGCCAGUCCAGCAUGUACGGAGUUGGAGACCAUAGUACUCGACUGGGUAGGAAGGAUGAUCGGUCUACCCAGACAUCUUUUAUCACUUUCAGAUGGUGCCAGGGGUGGCGGUGUUAUUCAGGGUUCAGCAAGUGAGUGUAUAUUAGUAUCAUUACUAGCUGCGAGAACAGAAGCGAUGAGAAAGUUAAAAUGUCUGCAUCCAGAUAUUGACGAGUACGUGUUGCUAUCCAAACUUGUGGCUUACUGCUCAACACAGACACAUUCGUCAGCUGAGAAGGCGGGAAGGAUCGCCUAUGUAAGGAUGCGCUUGCUUCCAACAGACGACAAAGGUUCACUCAGAGGAAAAACUGUUGACGAAGCCAUGAAGCGUGACAAAAAGAAUGGCCUCAUUCCUAUCUAUGUCUGUGGAACUCUGGGCACAACGGCGUCAUGUGCUUUUGACAACCUCAAGGAAAUUGGCUAUGUAUGCAUUAAGAAUAAUACAUGGUUUCAUGUAGAUGCCGCAUAUGCCGGAAGUGCUUUCAUUUGUCCGGAAUUCCGCUAUUUACUCGAAGGAAUAGAGUACGUGACGUCAUUAAAUAUUAAUCCAAAUAAGUGGAUGCUGGUAAACUUUGACUGUUCGCUAAUGUGGAUCAAGGACAGAUCUCUACUCAUUAAUGCAUUUGACGUUGACCCCGUUUAUCUAAGACACGAAAAUGCGGGUGUUGCCAUAGACUACCGGCAUUGGGGCAUUCCUUUGAGUAGACGUUUUCGCUCCUUAAAAAUAUGGUUUGUUGUGCGUUCCUAUGGAGUGGACGGCCUGAGGAAGUACAUUAGAAACCACGUGAAAUUGGCAAAGAAAUUCGAAGCGCUUGUAUUGACGGACAGCCGUUUUGAAGUCAUUGGCGAUGUGGUUAUGGGAUUGGUCUGCUUCCGACUCAAGGGGAGAAACGCGCUCACGGAGAACCUUGUCAAGACGAUCAACGCCUCCGGUAGGAUACACAUAACGCCAGCAUCAUUGGGCGACAUGUACAUCAUCCGAUUUGCUCUCUGCCACGAACAUGCCUGCGAAGCUGACGUCGUCAUAGCUUGGAAAAUAAUCGUCGAGAUCACAGACGAUUUAUUAAACGUCAGUGACGUCACCAGUCAUUGCCAUGGCGGCGCCAGACACGCCACACCCAGCGCGUCUAGAUUUAUCCCGUCACGUGUCAUGUCAGGUGCCCAGCAGGCCGAAUCGUCUUCGUUGGAACUUGAGAAAAAAAUGAAUAUUUUUCCCUGGAAAUUCCAGCUCUCAAGGUUUGCCGGCUUAGGUACGUAG